AUGUCAUUCGCCGGUUUCCUUGAUAUAGCUCGAAAGGAUGUGGAUAUUCCCAAAACUGCACCCAACGAAUUUCUGGCAGUUCUUCAUCUCAAGUUCAUCACAAGAUAUGAAAAAGAUAAGGAUUCGUACGAGUACAUCAUGGCUGAGCCGCUGCGACUUAGUGGUAUUUACUGGUGCGUCUCUGCUGCCUCAUAUUCAGUUCAGCCAAAUGCAUUAAGUCGCGAUGAGAUCGUUCAAUAUACCAGGGAGUGUCAGCGGGCUGACGGUGGUUUUGCACCCGCGGCACACCAUGACAGUCAUCUGCUUCAUACACUAAGUGCCGUACAGAUUUUAACUAUGUAUGAUGCACUGGAUGGGUUUGAUCUGGACUCGAUUGCAGAGUAUGUGCGACGUCUACAGAAUGAAGAUGGAAGCUUUGGUGGUGAUAUAUCAAAUGAGGUGGACACACGGUUUUCUUUUUGUGCCGUUGCGACUUUAUAUCUUAUUGAUAAACUACACGUAAUCAACGUCGAUAGAGCUGUUGAUUUCGUAUUAAGCUGCUAUAAUUUCGAUGGUGGUUUUGGAACUCGACCAGGAUCGGAAAGUCAUGCAGGACAAGUUUAUUGUUGUCUCGGAACAUUAUGCAUUACGAGGCGUCUCGAGUCAAUUGACAGAGAUCGAACUGCUGGAUGGCUUGCUCAGCGACAGUGUGCAAGUGGUGGAUUGAAUGGUCGGCCUGAAAAAUUACCAGAUGUUUGUUAUUCGUGGUGGGUACUUGCGUCAUUGGCAAUAUUGAGACGAUUACACUGGGUUGAUAAGAAUGCCUUGGUGAGGUUUAUCUACGCUUGUCAAGACAACGAGACAGGAGGAUUUGCUGACCGACCGGGGGACUGUCCGGAUCCUUUCCACACAUUGUUUGGUAUCGCGGGAUUGUCACUGCUUGAUGUUGGAAAUCUGCAGCCAGUAGACGCUGUGUUGUGCAUGCCUAAGUAUACGCUCAAAGAAAAAGUGACUGUGUUUUGA
Angiostrongylus costaricensis is the source of this 1002-nucleotide messenger RNA. The record is from the annotation of a GenBank genome assembly. Lineage: Eukaryota; Metazoa; Nematoda; Chromadorea; Rhabditida; Metastrongylidae.